AGUUCAGUUGGUGACAAUGUUUCGUCAACUUAUCGUAUUGGUGUCAUUAACCUUGGCGAUUACAGUGAACAUCAGUGAGUGUGCUAGAAUUCUAGGAAUAAUCCCGACUGCUAGUUUCAGUCACCAAGUAGUCUUCAGGCCUGUAUGGAAUGAAUUAGCUAAACGAGGACACGAUGUACUAGUGAUCACAACGGAUCCACAGAACGAUCCAAGCAUUGGAAUACGAGAAAUUGACAUCAGCUCUACAGCUUAUAAGCUAUGGCACGACCUCGAAUACAUUCAGCGCAUAGAAAGGCACAAGGCAAAUCCAUUUAUGCUGAUAAGACACUUGAAAGUCAGCAGUUCUAUUUUAUGUGACAAUGAACUACAGCAUCCGGAAAUUCAAAGUUUACUGAACAAUCAAACUGAACACUUCGAUUUGCUGAUGACAGAAUUCUUCCACCCCAUUAUGACAGCCUUCUCUGUUCGGUUCAAUUGCCCCUUCAUAGGCAUUCAGAGUAUGGAUUUCCAGAAUUAUUAUCAUGGAGAUAGCGGAAACCCGACACACCCUGCAGCUUUCCCUGAAAUCUUUUCACCAUUCUAUGGCAAGCUGACUUUCUCGGAGCGCAUUUUGAGUUUUCUGUUGAAUACGCUCAUGUACUUGAAUAACCUAAUCCCAGGUGGUGAAGAUGAAGUAAUUAAAAAACAUUUCGGAGAUGAUAUGCCCCCGAUGAGGGAUAUAAUGUAUAAUUUCAGUAUGAUGUUUUUGAAUGUACAUCCAGCAUUUUACGCAAGGCCCAUGGGACCAGCAUUUUUAUCUAUUGGAGGAGGAACACACCUUACUCCUGUGAAAUCAUUGCCACAAGAUUUUAAAGAAUUCAUUGAAGGAGCAGAACAUGGGGUCAUAUAUUUCAGUUUAGGUACCAAUGUGAACAGUGAAAGAAUUGAUCCAGCCAAGAGACAGAUAUUUCUAGAUACCUUCAGGGAACUUCCUCAGAGAGUUUUGUGGAAGUUUGAUACGACAGAUAUGCCUAAUAUUCCUGCUAACAUCAAGAUUGUGGACUGGGCUCCUCAACAAGAUAUUCUAAGACAUCCCAAUGUCAAAGUUUUUAUUACACAAGGAGGUGUUCAGUCACUGGAAGAAGCAAUAUUCAGUCAUGUUCCUGUUGUUUGUAUACCUAUCGUUGCUGAUCAAGAGAAGAAUGCUAAAAGAGCUGCCGAUAAGGGAAUAGCCAUACACUUGAAUUAUGAUGAAUUGAACAAAAUUACGCUGAAGGCUGCAAUUUUGGAAGCCAUCGACAACCCAAAAUACAAGGAAAGUGCAAGAGAACAAGCUGAAAUAUCUGUUGAUCAGCCAAUGACUGGUAUAGAAAAAGCGAUAUGGUGGACAGAAUAUGUACUGAGACAUAAGGGAGCACCUCAUUUCAGAAACCCUAUUAUUGAUUUGCCUUAUUAUCAGUAUUACUUGCUAGAUGUAUUUGGUUUCUUGAUCGCUUCGCUUUUGAUAUCGUUGUGGAUUUGUCGUAGGGCAAUAAGGUUGGUUUAUAGCUACCUCAACCGCUUGCUUAACCCUGGCGUGAACAAGAAUAUUAAAAUUAAGAAAACAUAA
This is a messenger RNA of Phaedon cochleariae (mustard beetle), 1588 nucleotides long. Lineage: Eukaryota; Metazoa; Arthropoda; Insecta; Coleoptera; Chrysomelidae. The record is from the annotation of a GenBank genome assembly.